ACAAGUCUCCGAGAAGUCUUCCAGAAGCCGACGAGUCUUCCAGAAGCCGACAGGGCUUCACAUGUGCUUGACUCGCCACACCAGUACUUCUCCUCAUAACCUCAGUGGUUAAGGUCUCCAGCCAAGUGGCUUACGUUAGCCAUCCGUGCGUUCUGCCGCACACCCACUCUCAACAGCAACGCCAUCGGUGAGCGCAGAUGGACGUCCUGCCCCUGAGCAUGUCACCCGGCGAACGCGGCUCGCCUUGCAAUGGGGAUGGCGAAGUGCGCGAAGCACGACCGCGAGCAUGUGCUCGCGAUCACAUAUCGUUCGUUAAAUGUUUGGAGUCGCAGUCUGCAACACGUCUUGUCGAGGACACCUAGCUCUAGAGCGAACCAUGGCUCGGAUCUGCCCUGGGUCUGUCCUUUUGGCCCAUCCGUUCACGAGGUUGAAACGUGGACCACUGUUUAUCUCAACCUCGACCGCUUGAAUGCUGCAUGCGGCUGGGAGAUGACGCUAGUAUCGUCCAUCUAUCCGCUACUCCAUGCGGCUCAUUGGCGCCAGGAUUGUCAAUGGAAGGCCCGAUCGCCGCCCCAGGACGAUCCAAUAGGUUCCGGGGCAUGCCGCAAAGUGGCGGCGAGAGAAUUUCGAUUUGUUCCACGCAGGGCACGGCAAAUUUUUUCCAGGGUUACUGUCUUCCAUUUCAGCUUGGCGAGGUUUGUCGGCAUCACCCUGUGAGCCUUUCGAUUCAGCUUGCAACAAGUACCCCAGGAAUUGCUAUCAGCGAAUUCUCUCCCGCGACUACAGAGACGCCAGCAUCUCUAGUGUCCACCGAAAGUUUACCAGCUCCAGGGCCCUUGUCCGUCUUCCACGAUUAACUUUGCGGGUCCCGGCACCUCGUCUCGUCCCUGUGAUUCCAACUUUCCUCUAUCUCUACAGCAAUCAUCAGCCUUGUUUCACGGCGGCCUGCUAUCGAGCCAGAUUUAACGAACGACGGGUCUCUCGAUGGACUGUCACUUGUCGUGAUCACCUUCAUUCAUUGUCCCUUUGCAAAGCCUCGGCUCGUAAGCCGCGACAUCGUGCAUGAUGUCAAUACUUCAGCCAGAGGCAUGUCCACCAGC
Macroventuria anomochaeta is the source of this 1100-nucleotide messenger RNA. RefSeq lists its product as uncharacterized. Lineage: Eukaryota; Fungi; Ascomycota; Dothideomycetes; Pleosporales; Didymellaceae. The transcript has a single exon. The record is from RefSeq and is a predicted model, not a curated record. Bases 250 to 717 code for a protein of 155 amino acids.